Sparassis crispa is the source of this 738-nucleotide messenger RNA. RefSeq lists its product as hypothetical. Lineage: Eukaryota; Fungi; Basidiomycota; Agaricomycetes; Polyporales; Sparassidaceae. The transcript is spliced from 6 exons. Bases 1 to 738 code for a protein of 245 amino acids. The record is from RefSeq and is a predicted model, not a curated record.
AUGGAGAAAUCUCAAAUUGAGGAUACUACAUCAACUGCGAAGCCUGAUGAGCUUCUGCAGCGAUUUUUGAGGGCCCUCGUCUCUAACCGGGUCCCGAUGACCAAAGCCAUAGGCGUUGCAGCGAAGAUAUUGAAGGAGCAUAAGACUCCUUCGGCGAUUGGCCGUUUGACUGACAUACAGUUGAUCGCAGCGGGUAUUAACGAGGAAGGGCUCAGGAGGCUCAUCCUUGCGGCUAUUCGAAAAGGGGGGUUCAACCCACAUAGCAAGAGCACUAAAAAUGACGCACAGGGUACUUCCAAUAGCGAAGGCCCCCUUGCCAGCACUUCGCGCAGUGCCCAGACCGACAUCUCUCCCAGGAAGCGCAAGCGCACCAGUGAUACGAAUGAAUUUUUGCCGGACAGACCGGAAGGAGAAGAAGUCCUUGACAGCCUCGAAUUUGAUGAAAUACUCGACGAAGAGGUAUUGAAGAACAAGAACAUAUUCAUCAACCGCGCCCCUAUCAUGGCAGUCUGGGCGAUGGUCGUGCUGGAACGGCAGGGCUUCAAACGUGAGGAGGCACUGAGCAUUGCCCUCGCAUUCACGCAGAUGAAUGCUAUUUACGGCGGUGUGUCCGCAAAUAUCUUCCCAAAGGGCAAGGAGAAAGAGUUCGAGAGAAGCCUCACAUCCUCUCAGCCGUACGUAGACCUCAUGGGUCGAAAGAUGUGCGUGUACCUCGCCGUGCGAUUUGCAAAAUCGUGA